AAGUUGAGCACAUCCUCCGCAAGUGAGUUCAUUACCUUGUCAAGACAAUACGCUAUGAUCCAAAAGUUGAGCACGUCCUCCGCAAGUGAGUUCAUUACCUUGUCAAGACAAUACGCUAUGAUCCAAAAGUUGAGCACGUCCUCCGCAAGUGAGUUCAUUACCUUGUCAAGACAAUACGCCAUGAUCCAAAAGUUGAGCACGUCCUCCGCAAGUCAGUUCAUUACCGUGUCAAGGCAAUACGCUAUGAUCCAAAAGUUGAGCACGUCCUCCGCAAGUGAGUUCAUUACCUUGUCAAGACAAUACGCAAUGAUCCAAAAGUUGAGCACGUCCUCCGCAAGUGAGUUCAUUACCGUGUCAAGGCAAUACGCUAUGAUCCAAAAGUUGAGCACGUCCUCCGCAAGUGAGUUCAUUACCUUGUCAAGACGAUACGCUAUGAUCCAAAAGUUGAGCACGUCCUCCGCAAGUGAGUUCAUUACCGUGUCCAGGCAAUACGCUAUGAUCCAAAAGUUGAGCACAUCCUCCGCAAGUGAGUUCAUUACCUUGUCAAGACAAUACGCUAUGAUCCAAAAGUUGAGCACGUCCUCCGCAAGUGAGUUCAUUACCUUGUCAAGACAAUACGCCAUGAUCCAAAAGUUGAGCACAUCCUCCGCAAGUCAGUUCAUUACCGUGUCAAGGCAAUACGCUAUGAUCCAAAAGUUGAGCACGUCCUCCGCAAGUGAGUUCAUUACCUUGUCAAGGCAAUACGCUAUGAUCCAAAAGUUGAGCACGUCCUCCGCAAGUGAGUUCAUUACCUUGUCAAGACGAUACGCCAUGAUCCAAAAGUUGAGCACGUCCUCCGCAAGUGAGUUCAUUACCUGUUCAAGACGAUACGCCAUGAUCCAAAAGUUGAGCACGUCCUCCGCAAGUGAGUUCAUUACCUUGUCAAGACGAUACGCCAUGAUCCAAAAGUUGAGCACGUCCUCCGCAAGUGAGUUCAUUACCGUGUCAAGGCAAUACACUAUGAUCCAAAAGUUGAGCACGUCCUCCGCAAGUGAGUUCAUUACCGUGUCAAGGCAAUACGCCAUGAUCCAAAAGUUGAGCACGUCCUCCGCAAGUGAGUUCAUUACCGUGUCAAGGCAAUACGCUAUGAUCCAAAAGUUGAGCACGUCCUCCGCAAGUGAGUUCAUUACCUGUUCAAGACGAUACGCUAUGAUCCAAAAGUUGAGCACGUCCUCCGCAAGUGAGUUCAUUACCGUGUCAAGGCAAUACGCUAUGAUCCAAAAGUUGAGCACGUCCUCCGCAAGUGAGUUCAUUACCGUGUCAAGGCAAUACGCUAUGAUCCAAAAGUUGAGCACGUCCUCCGCAAGUGAGUUCAUUACCGUGUCAAGGCAAUACGCUAUGAUCCAAAAGUUGAGCACGUCCUCCGCAAGUGAGUUCAUUACCUGUUCAAGACGAUACGCUUUGUAUUUCCUUUUUAUUCUGUCUCUAUUCUAAACGGUUUAUCUUUAUUUUCCACACCAAACACACAGUUAGAGAGAUAACAAUAUUUCUCUCAGUAAAUUCUACAUUUGGUAUGAAAAACAGAAGAUUUUAAAGUAGAAAGUUUUUGAAUGACAACACAGCUUUUGUGUUUGCAUUUUUCCUUACCGUUUAUUUCAGAGAAAAUACCCUUUAUCAGCAAGUUUUGAAGGUUUGUCAAUGAACAUUGAAAGAACUGCUUACUUGCUUGUCAUGCACCUACAGAUAUAUAAUGCUCCUCUUUUAUUAAUGUUGUUUUAACACAAUAGAUACAUGUGCAAAGAGUCCACACAUGGUAGAGGUAUUUUGCUAUAAAAAAACUAAAUUCAUCCCCAAGACAAUUGUAUGUAGACUAUGAAGGAAUUCUUACAUACAUAUAUGUAAAUCAGAUGAAAUCAUAUUCAUAUGCUUUUGAUCCUCAGGAUUAGUCAAAAUUUAUUGGUUUUGGGGGUUUCUUAAAGUUCAAUGAAUAUAUUUUAUAUUGUUGUCGGCAACUUUUAAUUGUACUUAAGAUGUGAAUAUUGUCUGCACUUCAUGUGGCUCAAAUAAACUGCUUAAAAUUGGUAUAAAUAGGAAUUGGCAGUAAUGUGAAAGGUAUUAUGCUGUAACAUAUUUGCUGAAAGCAAAUUCUAUACCUAAGAGAAACGAUUCAUCUGGAGUAUAAACCUAUUUAACAAGGGUUGUGACUAUUGUCUAUGUACAUUGUACCUGUUCACUUCAAUGUACGAGUAUUAAUCUAGAUACUUCUGUAUACUGUAUCUGUGUAUUACCCAAAGAGAUGCUUGUAAUAUAUCCUCUUUGUACGAUGCAAAUGUGUAAAAUGCUGCAUUAAUAUGUUUGUUAAUAUUUCAAAAUUGUAUUUGAUAGACGAGACACUGGUGUAUUUUAAUGCCUUAUUACCGUGUGAGUCAAAAAAAGUUUACACCUAGAAAAUUACUAAUUUGUUAAAAAUCAUCUAUGAACAGUA
Molecule: messenger RNA, 2464 nt
Organism: Strongylocentrotus purpuratus (purple sea urchin)
Lineage: Eukaryota; Metazoa; Echinodermata; Echinoidea; Camarodonta; Strongylocentrotidae
Exons: 1
Coding region: 55-1473 (472 amino acids)
Source: RefSeq, a predicted model, not a curated record